AUGGCUCAUUUCUUAAAAACAAUUAUUUUCUUUACUCUUUUUGCACUUCUUAAUGCUCAAUUAUACAAUGGAUGGAAUUUCGGUAGAUAUUAUGCAACAGCUCCAGCAAGUAUGGCAUUAGUUCACCCCCCUGCUGUAGCUGUACCAUAUAUGAGACCUGUUGUAGCAGCACCUGCUGUUUCUGUUGUUGGAGCACCAGCUGUUCCUGUUGCUGUUCCUGGAUAUGCUCCAUUUGCUGCUUCUGCUGUUUUACUUGGUUCAAAUAAGGGUGUAAAAAAGAACUAA
Molecule: messenger RNA, 285 nt
Organism: Strongyloides ratti
Lineage: Eukaryota; Metazoa; Nematoda; Chromadorea; Rhabditida; Strongyloididae
Exons: 2
Coding region: 1-285 (94 amino acids)
Source: RefSeq, a predicted model, not a curated record